UGUCCCUCGGACACAGCGGAUCACGGAAAGAGCCGAAGAUGUAGGCUCGGUCAUGUGAUCAGCUGUGUCCAAUCACAGCUGAUCACAUGACACUGAUUAUCAGUGUGCCCUGAUGAUCAGUGUGGCCCCAGAAGUGCCACCUGUCAGUGCUCAUCAGUUCCACGUGCCAGUGCACAUCAGUGCCACAUCAAUGCCACAUAUCAGUGCAUACCAGUACACAUCAAUGCCACAUAUCAGUGCCCAUCUGAGCUGCUUUUCAAUGUCACCCAUCAGUGCCAGUCAGUGCCACCUAUCAAUGCCAAUCAGUGCCACCUAUCAGGGCUGCCAAUCAGUGCCACCUAUCAGUGCCAGUCAGUGUCACCUAUCAGUGCGCAUCAGUGCCAGUCAGUGCCGCCUAUCAGUGCCAGUCAGUGCCGCCUAUCAGUGCCAGUCAGUGCCGCCUAUC
Molecule: messenger RNA, 445 nt
Organism: Staurois parvus
Lineage: Eukaryota; Metazoa; Chordata; Amphibia; Anura; Ranidae
Source: the annotation of a GenBank genome assembly